GUCGGGAGCUAGCGGCCGGGGAGCAGAAGUGUCGGCUUCGGCCGGUUGACAGCGGCCGCCCCUCCUCGUCCAGCCGGCAGCGCGACAGCCGGCACCCGCCGCCAACAUGAACCGGUUCCGCAAGUGGCUGUACAAGCCCAAGCGAUCAGACCCCCAGUUGCUUGCACAGUUCUACUACGCAGAUGAAGAACUAAAUCAGGUUGCAGCUGAACUGGAUAACUUAGAUGGACGCAAGGACCCACAACGGUGUACGCUGCUGGUCAACCAGUUCCGAUCUUGUCAGGAUAAUGUGUUAAAUAUAAUAAACCAGAUCAUGCAGGAAUGCAUUCCAAAUGAACGAGCAAAUAGGGAUUUCUGUGUGAAGUUUCCAGAGGAAAUACGGCAUGAUAAUCUGGGAGGACAGCUUUGGUUUGGAGCUGAGUGUUUAGCUGCUGGUUCAAUUAUCAUGAACCGUGAAAUAGAGAGCAUGGCAAUGCGACCUUUGGCCAAAGAUUUAACCCGCAGCCUAGAAGAAGUACGAAAUGUUAUCCGUGACCAGUGCCUGAGAGACUUGAAUGCCUAUACUGACAAAAUGAAGGAAUCCCUCAAACAAUUUGAUGGCUUGUUUGCAGAAUUUGAACUAUGUUAUGUGUCUGCCAUGGUACCUGUGAAAUCUCCUAAAGAGUAUUAUGUACAGCAGGAAGUCAUUGUUCUCUUCUGUGAAACAGUUGAAAGGGCCUUAAAGCUUGGAUACCUCACACAAGAUUUGAUUGAUGACUACGAGCCAGCAUUAAUGUUUACAAUUCCAAGACUAGCCAUUGUCUGUGGUUUAUUGGUUUUCCCUGAGGGGCCUUUGAAUUUAGAACGUAAGCCAGAAGAUAUGUCCGACCUAUUUCGACCAUUUCGUACUUUGCUGCAAAAAAUAAGGGACCUUCUGCAGACCUUAUCAGAAGAUGAACUGCACACACUUGAAAGAAAUCUCUGCAUAUCCCAGGAUGGUGAAUUUACAGUUGACCCCAAAAUAUGCUCUGCUAUCCCUCCAUCAGAAGUUCCUGAAAAACUUGUUCAAGAUCAACUUUGUGUAAAAGCUGAAAAUACAGAAGCUGAACUUGCUUGUUCCAUGCAAUAUGAUGAAGAGGAGCUGGAGCAGCUUAACUUAAUGGUUCACAGGGUAGGGGAUGAAAUGUCAUGUCUGCUCUCUCCACCAAGUGUGUGUCAGUCACCAGCUCACAAACCUGUGUUGAAACAUAUCUCCAAGCUGGGGAACUCCACAAAUUCAAACAUCCUUGAACUUUCUGGGGUAAGACAUGAAGCUGAAGAAGAAGAACGAGUAUUUUUCAUGGACGAUUUGGAUGGAGCAGGUGAGGACUUGGCUGGAACAGAUGAACCAGAAGAAACCUUUACUUGGAUUGGAGAUUCUUGCCCACCUAAUAAGGAGGAGACGCUGCCUCUCCACCAAGAGGAGAAAGACUCGCUGAGUAAUAGUAGUAGUGAGGAGACAGUACAAGCAACAGAGGUACUGCACAGACCAAGCAAUAAUGAUUCACUACCUCUGCAAGGGCAAGCCAGCCAAAAGGAAAGUGACACAUUGGAAAUUUGUUGUAAUUGUGUUGAUGCAGCUGAAUCCAGUUCUUACCUCAAUGGCUGGAAUGCAGGGACCGAUGAUAUACAACCCAGCGAAACUGCAGAAAAAAUAGCUCAUAGGACUGGUGGAAUGAAAAUUUCUGCAACUGUUAUCUUUAAUCCCAAAUCUCAGUGCACGUGUUGUUCCUCUGAAGCAGGGCAUGCAAUAAAUUGUGAUUCUGGCAGCUGCCCAGUUUCUUCAGAGGAGUUCUCAAAUCAAAGCAGUGCUGAUGUGGAAAAUGGAAUAAAUCUUUGUGUGCGCUGUACCGUUCCUCAAGAUAGUGGACUUGACAAUGGCUUUGUGGUUUCUAGGAACUCCGAGAUGUCUGACCAACAUAAAAUGAACUGUGCCUCAGCUUCACAGGACAAGAUAGGAAAUGAGAGCUCCAGUGGAUCAUGGACAGAUGGGGCUAUCAACAAACAGAAACAUACAAAUUCAAAAUGCAAGUGCCUGGCACAAUCCUCAGGAAAACACCCAGAAGGAGAGCAGCAAACAGAAAUGGACAUCUGUUGCCAACAGCAAAAGGUAGAAAAUAGGACACAGACAAAUAGGGAAAGGGAAAAUCUUGAAAUGCCUGUUGUGAAGAAUGAAUUGGAGGCCACUGACCCUUUGGAAGUCAAAAGAAUGGAGCAAAGUUUUCAAGAUCUCAUUCAAGAUUCCCCCAUCAGCUCCAUAUCCAGCAGUGACUGUGGGAGUGUGUCUGUCACAACCUGCAGUCUUUCCAGCACGUAUACUCCAAGUCCUGUUGGCAGUCUAACUACAAGUUCCUACACCUCUGAAGAUGUAGACCAAGAGGAGAUCCAGCUUGCACUUCUGGCUGCCAAGAUUACCACUAGAGAAAAGAUCCGGGCUCGUUUCCAUAGCAGCAGUGACCUUAUUCACAGACUUUUUGUGUGCAUCGCAGGUGUUGCUGACCAGUUGCAGACUAACUAUGCAAGUGACCUGCGAAGUAUCCUUAAAACGUUGUUUGAGGUCAUGGCAACCAAGCUAGAGUAUGAAAGCAGCAGAACAGAGAAGAAAGAUUUUGCCAGGAUACUGACUCACCAGCAGUUGGACCUUCCAGAUACAGGUGUAUUUUUACUGCAAUCAAUUGAAAUGCCUGGACUACACACAGGUGACCAGACAUUGAGAAGUCCUGUUCUUGAAGACUGUGCUUUGUGUCGAGAAAGCAUUUCUUCCACUGAACUUGAUGACAAGGCAAGAGAUGAAGACUUUGAAGAUCCUCCAGAAUGGGUGCCAGAUGAAGCCUGCAGCUACUGCACAGCGUGCAAGGCUCCAUUCACUGUGAUUCGAAGGAAGCAUCAUUGCAGGAGCUGUGGAAAGAUCUUCUGCUCACGUUGCUCUUCUCAUUCUGCUCCCUUACCUCGAUACGGUCAGAUGAAGCCGGUCCGAGUCUGCACACAUUGCUACAUGUUCCACGUGACCCCCUUCUACAGUGACAAAGCUGACAUCUGAUAUUGCUGAGUGGCCUCUCUGCUUCUGGCGCACUUCGAUUCUAUCUUCAUGGUCACAGCGGAUGUUGAAUGUCACUAAUUAGAUGAGCUGGCAUCAUUUUAUUUUUGGUUGGAAUGGAAAUUUGGAUGAGCCUUUCUAGACAAACAUACAAGUAGUAUAUCUGAAAGAAAUGUUAACUCCCAGUCAAAAUUUUUGUACUGUCUUUUCAAAUACGUUUUGAUAAUGAGCUGGUGUAAGGAGUAGCUGAGCUUCCAUGGCUGCUCUGCCAUGGGAUGAUCUUCCAUGGUUUCAUAUCAGAACUUAAGAACGUUGUAAACUGCAGGUGAGAAAAGGUUGCUUGGGGAGAGCUUUCUGGGUAUUCUGGGAUUAGAACAUUCCUAUUUCCUACAUUAAGGAUACUUUGUGUUGUAGGGAUCAUCAUCAAAUUGAGGCAGAAAUAAUUUGAAACUUUUACCAUACUACUUAAGCAAAGUUAAUCGUCUUUCCUGUUGGGUUGAUCUUGUUCUGACUGCUGUUCAGCAGAAACGCAUGUUGAAUAAGACCCGAAUCAUUUCCUCAAAACAUUCCUGUUGGGUUUGAUGGUUUAAGUUUAAGUAUCUUUUUUGUUUUGCUUGAUGUUCUCUUCUGUAUUUGACGAGACAGCUUGAUGUAACUAGGUGACCCCGGUAUUAACAUGGGGGUGUUGACCAGGCAUCACUCUGUAGUGCUAAUGUUGGAGGCUAGGUGGACCACGAGCCUCUCUAGAUGGCAACUAGUGCUUGCUGUCUGAAUAAUUUGAGUUAAGUAGCGUCAAAAGGUGUUUAUCUGCAUUGUAUACAUUUUCUUAAAUAGGAAACCAGCCUCUUGGUGUUUUGAAUUAUUGGUUCACAUGGCAUAAUCUUGAACCCUUAUGUAUCUAAACAAUUUGCAUUGCUUUUGAUAACUGGUACCAAAACCAUUUGAGUCUUAAUGUAGGAGGGUGGAGAUUUAGGGAAAUCCAUUAACUACUACUCCCUCCCCACAUAAUUCCUCCCACUCUGACGCAAAAAUAGGUCCAGUAAAACAAAUGAUGCUCAGGAGCAGCUUAAAUAUUAAGAGGAUUGAUCGUGGGAAACACUGUACAACAUUUGGUCAGUGACUUUUCCCAUCAGACCCUAUUGGAGCUCUUGUUCUGAUCUGAAUGUUAGUUUGCUCCACAUAUUAAAUUAACCACCCUCUAAAUUUAUUCUCUGAGCCAUUUCCAUUGCAAAGCAAAAAAGGAAAUAUGCAGUACUUGGCAUAAGACUCGCAUUGACUUGGCAACAAGAGAAUUUGUGGGAAUUAAUUACAAUUCAGCAAAGCAGUAAUCAGUUUACUAGUUAUAACAGAAAUAAUUGCACGAGUCCAACAGAUGUGAGGCUGAAAUGAUUUAUAGAAAGCACAUCAAAAUUUAAUGAUGUGAGAGGGACCAAAAAGUCUUGUACUUGAGAUAACAUUAUCAAUACUUUGUAAAGCCCUGAUGUUGGAAGAGAAUUUUAAUCUUUCCAAAAGCAUGUAACUCCUUUCCCAAAUCAUAUUUGGAUAAUCUUGGGUAUGUUUUAUAUUGGGUGGUGAGCAAACUUUUAUGAAUCAUAGACUUGCUGCAGUUAACUAAAUAAUGAUCUUGUCCAGGAUCUUUGGAAGGAGGAGGUGUGUGCGCUUCCAGAUUAAAUAUGUUUUUAUUUUAUUUCUAGCUAUUUCAUUUUUCUCCACUUCACUUUAAAAAUAGUCUGUUAUCCCAAAGUAACAGUUGAUAUUUUCCAUACUUCUGAUCUAGGCCAUGAGCAUUAUGAAAAUAUAUCUUCUUCAGAGAGUGCACAACACUCUCUGUGACGUUCAGAGUUUGAAAACAGUUCCCCAAAUUUCUUUGCAUUCCCUGUCGUUUUCGUUCCUUU
Hypanus sabinus (Atlantic stingray) is the source of this 4950-nucleotide messenger RNA. RefSeq names its product zinc finger, FYVE domain containing 28 (gene zfyve28). Bases 107 to 3058 code for a protein of 983 amino acids. Lineage: Eukaryota; Metazoa; Chordata; Chondrichthyes; Myliobatiformes; Dasyatidae. Gene Ontology annotation, cellular component: early endosome membrane. Gene Ontology annotation, molecular function: metal ion binding. The record is from RefSeq and is a predicted model, not a curated record. The transcript is spliced from 15 exons. Gene Ontology annotation, biological process: negative regulation of epidermal growth factor-activated receptor activity.